AUGAAGGAUGCGGCCGAACAUGGCGCUGUCGCCGCCGUAUUUGCUGUCGCUCGUGCUCUCGACAGCGACAGCAUCAGUCCCGCAGACAGCAACGCCGAGGCAAAAGUCCUCUCGCAGCUUCCCAAGGCUCAUCGGGACGCGCUCGAGUCGCGCAUUGCGGUCCGUGGCUCGCUGGAGAUGGUCGCUGGCUUUCCGCGCAUGGCCUCCGGUGCCUCGCCCGAGAGCCUGCACGGCUACACGCUGGUGAGUGAGGCCGUUGGCGAGACGCCACGCAAGGCAUAUGUCUUUGGCGCCCGUGACGGCGUCCCGGUCAUGCACCCGGUCCCGCUCUGGGGCUACCAACUCUACGAUGGCUCAGUGGUGGUGGCCGACUCGCCGGUGCGGGUGGUGGCCAGUGGCAAGCGCUUUGUGGCCGAGUACAAUGGCCAGCAGCAUGUGCUGGAGACUGUCGACGAGGUGGUGGCGUUGGAGACGAGGGCACGCAAGUCCGAGUCCGAGGCCGCCGCCGCCGCGGCCUUUGUCAACUCCAAGCCGAUGCAAGAACUCACAGUUGCCGUGCUCAUUGUCAAGUUCUCAGACGAGGCGAGUGCGCCGACUGACGUUGGCUCGUUCACACGGCUGAUGAACAAGGUUGAGGCGUACUGGACCUCCAACUCGAACGCGUGCUCGUCAAUGAGCCUCACCUUUUCGCCGAUCCUGGACCUGGCCGGGACCCGGGCGUCGUACGGCGGAGCAGCGUGCCCGAUCUCGUCAUCGGGAGCGACAACGUCGCCGCUGGACGACGAUGCGUGGAACGCGUGGUCCGGCCACUCGCCGUCCGACUACGACCGGUACAUCAUUGUUUUCUCCGAGUUUUCGACUUGCCCAUGGGCCGGCCUCGGCCUGGUGGCAGGCGGCGCGUCUUGGAUCAACGGCGUCACCGACCCGGACGCUCACUGGCACGUCACUGCCCACGAGCUUGGCCACAACUACGGACUCAAGCACGCAAACUUGUGGGUGACGGCAGACCGAGCCUCGCCCGGUGGCGACGGUGAGUCUGUGGCCUACUUUGACGACUUUGACAUCAUGGGUGCCAUUUCAAUCGAGGCCGACCGGAGCUCGUUCCACGUCAACCCGCACAAGAAGUUCGGGCUUGGGUGGAUUCCGAGCAGCGACGUGGCAACGGCCACGACGUCGUCAUGCUCGACCACCCCGUGCACAUAUCGGAUCAAGGCCCAUGACCACCAGGGCGCGUCCGGAACGCGGGCACUCCGCAUCCUACAGUCGGGCAACCGAUGGUACUGGAUGGGCGUGCGGCAAGCGAUCGACUACGCGCCAGCCGCGCGGUUCUUUGCCAAUGGCCUUGUCUUUCACUACAUCGACGACUUUGGCGACUCGCAGGUUGAGCGUGAGUCAAACCUGCUCGACAUGACUGCGCCGUACACUUCGUCGUCGGCGUGGACGAACUUGACCGACGACGCUCCGCUGCAGGUCGGCUACUCGUAUCGCGACGCCGGGGCAGGUAUCACCAUCACCCCUGUGGCGCGGUACAACGAUAAUGCAGGCAACGCGGUCAUGGACGUGGCAGUCUACACUGGGCCGGUCAACAACGCACCAGUGGUGUCGUCGCUGGCGCUCGGCGGUGGCUGCAGUACGCCCACGGUCGGCGAGGCGCUUGUGUUUGAGGCCUCGGCUUCAGAUCCCGACGGUGACGUCCUAGUCUACGGGUGGAACUUUGGCGACGGCAACUACGGCUCGUCGACCGGUCCGCGCAUCACCCACGCGUACGGCACCUCACACGCAUUCACGGUGACGGUGACUGUGUCGGACACACGCGGGUCAAGCGCCACUCGGACACUGGCAGUGACCGUCGAUAGCGGCGCGGGCUCGUGCGGGUGCACGGAUGCGAGCUCAUGCUCGGGCCACGGCGUGUGCGCCGGGAGCGUGUGCGCGUGCUCUGGCAACUACACCGGGGCGACGUGUGGGACCGAGCUGAGCGUGGCGUCGCUGAGUCCGGAGCACAAGGUUGGCGCCCCGGCAGGGACCAACGUGACGGUCACGACGACCGCUGGCGUGUUUGCGGUGGGCGGUGAGCCGUGGUGCUGGUUCCGUCCGCAGCGGCCGACCCGCGGCUACCGCCUCAGCGAGACGACCGUCAACUGCCCGGUACCGACGCCGGCAACGCUCUCUUCCGAUCCGUACACGGUGGUGGUGGAGGUCUCGCCGAACGGAGGGAGUGACUGGUCGGACUCGCGCAAGCCGUUUACCUACGGCGACUGCAAGGACGCGAUGUGCUCGGGCCACGGGACAUGCGUGCAGGCUGUCGGCCGGUGCGCGUGUGGCACCGAUUGGACGACGGACCCGACGACGUCGAACGAGUGCGACAAGCCACUUGCGCUAACCUCGUUUUCGCCUGCGGCUGGGCCGACGACGGGCGGGCUCCGAGUUAGCCUCGCCGGCUCGAGCUUUGACGUCUCGCCGUCGUGCGCCGACGUCGUGGUCAGAGUUAAGGACACCGGGUCGUCCGGCUGGGAAGCCGUGGUGCCUGCGCAGCGGCUGUCGGGCACGACAGCCGCGGUUGUGCUCCCCGCCGCGCCUUCGGCGAUGACGGUCUCUGUUGAGAUUUCGCCGAACCGCGGGCGCGACUGGGCGGCGGCAGCCGGCAGCUUUACGUACAUUGCCGCGGCAACGCUGCACGAAGGCGAGACGCUGACCGGCCGCGUGGCGUCUUCCGGCGCGACAGACCGGCUGUACUUUGAGUCGUUCUUUGGCGAUGCCUCGGUGGGGCUGAGCGUGACUCUGACCUCUCCCACAGGCGGCAACGUCAAGCUUGCGGUCGGCCUCGGGGUCGGCGCACACGACUCGGCAUGCGCAGAGAGCAUGGUGGAGUGCCCGGCCGGGAACAGUCUGUCGUUUGCUGCCGGCUCGAGCUUUGUGGGCGUGUACUCGAUCGAGGUCUCGACGACCGACGCCGGCGGGGCCGACUACUCGCUGACGAUGGGCGUGGCCGGCGGAGCCGGCACAGUCAUCGGGGUCACACCCAACGCAACGGCGGCACAGCCGGGCUACUCGGCGUCAUCGAGUGAGUGGCGGCAGUAUCGCGUGCCGCACGUGACGGGGCCGUUUGCGACCCGCGUUGCUGCAGUGGCGAGCGACUCGGCGCGGCCGGUGAGGAUGGCGUACGUGGCCGGCGGCAGCGCGCCGGUGGAUGCCAGCACAAGCGGGGCGCGAGUGGCAGACUCGUUUGUGGUGCAGGCGUGUCAGGACUCGGCGAGCUACUUGAUGGGCGUUGCAGCAGACGGAUCAACGGGCAACACCGGCGGAGCCGGAUUCAAGCUCUCGGCGCUCCGCAUCUCGCCGCCGACAGCGCCGGUGGAGUCUGUGGCAGUCUCGUCGACGUUCCGGUCGAUCACGAUCGGGUGGUCUGCGGCAAGCGACCCGCGGACGCCGUCUGACGAGCUCGAGUACUGGGUGUACUACCAAGGCUCGCUGACGGCUGGAACGUUCAACACGACGUGCCGGGCACGGGCGGGGACGCUUGCAGCCGGCCCGCUCAAGGGUCUCGAGCGAUACACUGUGCGGAUUGGGUCGCUCAAGCCCGCAUUUGCGUAUGACCUCGCCAUUGUGGUGCGGAACAGCGACGGAGUGGAGACGACGUACGGGCAGCAGACCAAGCGAACGGUGCCGUCGGCGUGCAUCCUGCUCUCGUGCGUGGCGCUGCGGUUCUGGAAGAAGCGCAAGCGGCGGAAGACGCUGGCCAAGCAGCAGGAGGCGCGGGCCAAGGCUGGCGCCGCUGCCGUCUCGACCCGCAAGGCCAAGGCCAAGGCCGCGUUCAAGCCGCGUGGCAAGGGCGAGCUCAAGGUGGCGCAGGGUGAGGUGGUCAUCCUUAUGGGCCAGCCGACCAAGCAAGGUUGGAUCAUGGCGCGGUCGGCCAAGGGCAAGCAGGGUCUUGUCCCGUUCUCGUACUUUAAGCUUGCGCAGGGCAAGGGCAAGGGCAAGGGCCGCAGCGGCCGGCGCAAGUCGAGCAGCGGGAGACGCGGCAGCAACCGCGUGUAG
This is a messenger RNA of Thecamonas trahens ATCC 50062, 4035 nucleotides long. RefSeq lists its product as uncharacterized. The transcript has 2 exons. Lineage: Eukaryota; Apusomonadida; Apusomonadidae. The coding region runs from base 1 to 4035 and encodes 1344 amino acids. The record is from RefSeq and is a predicted model, not a curated record. Gene Ontology annotation, molecular function: protein binding.